AUGUCAUCAACUGAAUCUAACCCCACUUCCUCAACGAUCUCUGACGAUCAUCAGUCUGGAAAAGAAGACAGACCACGGAAGAGAAUCAAGGCCAAUUCACAGCCAGCAAAGACAAGGGAGCAAUCGUCCAAAAAGAGAGGCCGCCCUCAAAAAGUGCAGGAUGCUGAGACACCUGCCGAGUAUCAGAGACGCCGGGCUCAGGUCCGUCUGGCACAGCGUGCCUACCGUUCCCGUCAAGAAGCCACUUUGUCGCAGCUGAAGAAUCGUAUUGCUGAAAUGGAAUCGGUGAUUGAGACCAUGACCGAAGCCUUUCUUGCAUUUAGUGACAAGCUAAUGCAAUCGGGCGUUUUAAACGAAUCUCCCGAUAUUGCUCAGUCCCUCAAAGAGGUGACUGCCAAGUAUGUCGCACUUUCAAGUCAGAUGACCGAAACAGACGGAGAUGACGCAACAUCGCAAGAUAAAGCAUUAUCCCGACUCACUCCAUCAGAACAGUUAUCCGCACACCCAGCAAAGCAGACAAGCCAGUUGUCAGACCUCGUGGUUGCAGUCAAAUCCGCCCCCACGAUUGGUGACCUUGGCGACGCAGGACCUGUCGGCGCAACGAUACCGACCGAGACACCGGACAUGGCUAAUGUCUCUCUUGCUGGAAUGACAACUUCGACAAAUAUCAGAUUCCCAUCUCCUCACCUUAUCAACCUACGAACACCUAUGUCGCAUCUAUACGGUCCGGAUAGCCCCUUCUUCGCCCAACGGUUGCAUCUGGCCAGCUAUAAGCUCGCAUAUCAAUACCUCAAAGAUUCCACUGUUCCCGACUUCGCGUUGCUUCGGCACUUUGGUUUUCUGAUGUCUCGAUGGAGCCGAUCCCAACUGAUCGCGUAUUUGGCCUCUUUCCUGAAGUCUUCCGGGGGGGUUGAAGUUUCCAAGCAAUUCAAUCCCCCCAUGCUCAACUUGGGCGGUGCCGGGUUGCACUAUCCACGGAAGCAUCCGCUUAUUAGCGACCCCAAUCUGAAUUGGCUUCCCUCGGCUGAAGAUAUCGCGACAAUGUAUGCAAAUGGGCUGAGUCUUCAAGACUUUGAGGAGCCAUGGUUUGACCCGGGGGAUGUGGAAGGGUUCCUGGAAGACCGCGGCAUAAUCCUUUCCAAUCGGGAUAUCCUUCCAGAAAAACUACAGGGUGUUUCAUCGGAGAUCAAUAGGAACCAUCGUCAGGAUGUGGUUGCGAGAACAUUGCAGUCAAGUGUUUCGGACGGCCAAGCGAUGUUCUCACGGAGCUCCAUGUUGGCUGUCGAUGAAGAACAAUUGAUUGAUUGGCUCGCCUAUCGCGGCAUCUGCCUAGGCCGUUCGCCAGGGUUCCGCAAACGUGACGUGGAGAGGUUCAUAUCGCAAAAUGCUUGGCCCAUCGGCAUGCCUCAAAUGCCUAUUCAGGCCAUCGCAGUACUCUAA
This is a messenger RNA of Aspergillus thermomutatus, 1440 nucleotides long. Its product is annotated as bZIP transcription factor. The record is from RefSeq and is a predicted model, not a curated record. Bases 1 to 1440 code for a protein of 479 amino acids. Gene Ontology annotation, biological process: regulation of DNA-templated transcription. Gene Ontology annotation, molecular function: DNA-binding transcription factor activity. The transcript has 3 exons. Lineage: Eukaryota; Fungi; Ascomycota; Eurotiomycetes; Eurotiales; Aspergillaceae.